Molecule: messenger RNA, 1285 nt
Organism: Carassius carassius (crucian carp)
Lineage: Eukaryota; Metazoa; Chordata; Actinopteri; Cypriniformes; Cyprinidae
Gene: mettl21e
Product: methyltransferase like 21e
Exons: 4
Coding region: 162-872 (236 amino acids)
Biological process (GO): peptidyl-lysine methylation
Cellular component (GO): cytosol; cytoplasm
Molecular function (GO): protein-lysine N-methyltransferase activity
Source: RefSeq, a predicted model, not a curated record
CUUGUAGGAUCUGACUCCCUCCCUCUCGUUGGCUGACCUGCAUUCACUGCGCAGCUGCUGCUGUCAAUCAUCUCAAAGAGACACAGAGACCAAUGCAGGAAAGCUGAAGAGCUCGCGUGAAUUUGUACUCAUAAGGACCUUAAGCUUUCAGACACAUAAAAAUGGACCAGGAUGAAAACAAUGAGGAAGUCGCUGCAGAUGCUGAGCUGGCAGCAGCGAUUAUGAGGCGACACUUUCGUCCGUCGCUGAUCAAAACCGAAGCGUGGGAAGGAUAUGAGUUUGCAGACAUGGAGAUCAAAAUCACAGAGUCGACGGACUGUUACGGGGCUGUUCUGUGGCCCUCAGCCAUGGUGUUGUGUCAUUUCCUCGACACUCACCGUGACGAAUAUAAUCUGAUGGACAAGAACAUCAUUGAGCUGGGUGCUGGGACGGGUCUUGUUACCAUAGUAACCAGCCUCCUUGGUGCAAAGGUGACGUCAACAGACUUGCCGGAUGUCCUGAGUAACCUGAGACACAAUGUGAACCGCAACACCCGAGGCCGCUGCAGGCACGCGCCGCGCAUAACCGAGCUCAGCUGGGGGAAACAGCUGGAGGAAAGAUUCCCGCGCACAACCUGUCACUACGAUUACAUCAUCGCCGCAGAUGUGGUGUACGCGCAUCCCUACCUGCACGAGCUCAUGGAGACCUUCAUGCAUUUGAGCUCAGACGACACCGUCAUCCUGUGGGCCAUGCGGUUCCGUCUGGACCCGGAGAACAGCUUCGUGGACACAUUUGAGAAACACUUUCAUCUGGAGGAACUUUAUGACUUGCCCAGCCUGCGCAUAAAGCUGUACCGCGCGCGCAAACGGACCAGCGGCUCUCAAUUAUUUUGAAGCGCCUCUGAUAUACUAACAGAACUAUUAUUUUAAAAUAUAUUAUUAACAGAAAUUUGAUGGAGCAAUAUAGCUAAAUUAAUUAACCACAAUUACUUUUGUUAUGCAGAAGUUUCAGGAGCUGCUACAAUAGUUACAGAAGGGAAAAAUAAUUCCUUGUUCUUGAUCUUUGUUUUAUUUUAUUUUUGUUUUAGUUUUAAAGUUAGAUCAUUACAAUUAAUAUUAAUUAUAUAUAAAUAAUAUAUAAAUUAUUUGUAUAUAAUUAAUGUGAAUAUUUAUAUUAAUAAUUAUUAAAAAAGCACAUACUUUUAAAUUAAAUGUAAUAUAAAUUGUAUAUGGUUAUAUUAAUUAUUAUAUUAUAUAUAGUUUAAAAUAAUCCUGUGGCCAUUGGCAUAGACUGUAUCUGAUAUUUU